AUGGCCCGCACGAAGCAGACUGCCCGCAAGUCCACCGGCGGCAAGGCCCCGAGAAAGCAGCUGGCGACGAAGGCCGCCCGCAAGUCCGCUCCGGCAACCGGCGGCGUGAAGAAGCCUCACCGCUUCAGGCCCGGAACGGUCGCUUUGAGGGAGAUCAGGAAGUACCAGAAGAGCACCGAGCUUCUGAUCCGCAAGCUCCCCUUCCAGAGGCUAGUAAGAGAAAUCGCCCAGGAUUUCAAGACCGACCUCCGCUUCCAGAGCAGUGCAGUCUCCGCUCUCCAGGAGGCCGCCGAGGCUUACCUCGUGGGUCUGUUCGAGGACACCAAUCUGUGCGCCAUCCACGCCAAGAGGGUCACAAUCAUGCCCAAGGACAUCCAGCUCGCCCGCCGCAUCAGAGGCGAAAGGGCUUAA
Messenger RNA from Linum tenue, 411 nucleotides. Lineage: Eukaryota; Viridiplantae; Streptophyta; Magnoliopsida; Malpighiales; Linaceae. The record is from the annotation of a GenBank genome assembly.